Linum trigynum is the source of this 1946-nucleotide messenger RNA. Lineage: Eukaryota; Viridiplantae; Streptophyta; Magnoliopsida; Malpighiales; Linaceae. The record is from the annotation of a GenBank genome assembly.
CUUCUACCCUCCCGUCCCGUCGUCCGAUCUCUGGCUGGUUCUCCUCCCUCCUUCCUUUCUGGGACUCGGUAACUCGUGACUCACGGCGACUCUGGUCACCUGUUUAACCUUCCGCUUUUCGCUCCUCAUUUCUCCCGCUUGAUUGAACCUACACAACACAUAUAAAAGAGGGACCCCCAGAAAUCUCCCGCCGUCCGAUUUUCGCGGCAACGAUGCAGACCCAGACUCUCUCUCUUUUCUCCUAUCCUCUCGAUAAGCUCGACGUCUCCGUUGGAUUCCAACCUCCCCCUUCCCCUCCUCAUUCGCCUGAUGCGCAUCCCCCGGAAAGCCCUAACUUCGACGGUCCAGAUACGCCGGAGACCGCAGACCACAAGUGUCCGGGAUUCGAUAAGCCGAUGGCGGACUCGGAGGUCUUCGUCGACGGAGAAGAGAAAUCGCCGCGGGGCAAGGGAAUCGACACCGCCGCGGUGAAGCUGCAGAAGGUGUACCGGAGUUACAGGACAAGACGGCGGCUUGCUGACUCCGCGGUGGUCGCCGAAGAGCUCUGGUGGCAAGCGAUUGAUUAUGCGAGAUUGAACCACAGCACGGUUUCCUUUUUCAAUUUCUCCAAGCCAGAAACUGCGGCUUCCAGGUGGAAUCGGGUUAGCUUGAAUGCCUCCAAGGUGGGUAAGGGAUUAUCUAAAGACGCAAAAGCACAAAAGCUGGCCUUCCAGCAUUGGAUUGAAGCUAUUGAUCCAAGGCAUAGAUAUGGGCACAGCUUGCACGUUUAUUAUGAAGAGUGGUGCAAAGCUGAUUCUGGUCAGCCAUUCUUUUUCUGGUUGGACAUUGGAGAUGGUAAAGAGCUAGAACUGAAGGAAUGUCCAAGGUCUAAGCUACGGCAACAGUGCAUCAAGUACCUUGGCCCGCAAGAGCGAGAGCAUUAUGAGUACAUAUUUGUUGAUGGCAAACUCACCCGCAAGCUAACUGGUGAACUCAUCGACACAACGAUAGGAGCCAAGUGGAUAUUUGUCAUGAGCACGUUUAAGAGACUGUAUGCUGGUGAAAAAAAGAAAGGUAUAUUCCAUCACUCAAGCUUCCUAGCUGGUGGUGUUACAUUAGCUGCAGGAAGGCUGGUUGCAGAGCAGGGAGUUCUUAAGACAAUCUCUCCUUACAGUGGACAUUACCGGCCAACAGAAGAUAAUUUCGAGACCUUCAUAUCCUAUCUGAAGGAUAAUGGUGUCAGCUUGGAAAACGUCCAGAUAAACAAGGCCAAUGAAGAUUCUGAUAUCUAUGAUGACACCAAGUUUGACCCUAGCAGUUUAACAAUAGACAUCCCCAAGAAUCCCGAGUUCCCCAUUCCUGAAAUUCCAACAACUGAAGACUGUUCUUCCACGACAACAGAAGAACAACAACUCUCGGAACUCAAGCUGACUGAAACCAGGAGUGAGUACAAAAGGACUUUAUCUGGUGGACUCCAGAGCCCAAGAGCAGAUGUCCCAAAGACAGCAAUUCUCGAGAGGAUCAACUCCAAGAAAGCUGCUAAAUCAUACCAACUAGGCCAUCAGGUCUCGCUCAAAUGGUCCACAGGAGCUGGCCCGAGAAUUGGCUGUAUAGCUGAUUACCCUGUUCAAGUCAGAUCACAGGCCCUGGAGUUUGUUCAUCUAUCUCCUAGAAGCUUACCAACUCCAUCUCGCUAUAGGAUAGGCGGAGGUUUCCCUUCCCCUAGAACUGAGCUAACGGGUUUACCAUCCCCUGCAACUUGAGCAGGCAUCUUAGCAAAUCUGUCAUGGUGACGUGGGUAGUCAAGUUUUUGUAAUUUUGGUUAGUCCUUGUUUCAGAAUAUCUCAUCUGAUGUGUUUUUCAUGUUAAUCUCUACUUGUUUCUUAAGAGCACUGUGGCUUUUUGGGGCUGUAAUUUGACAUGUUACUACUAUGAGGGAAUGAGAAUAAGAAAUGCUAGACUAGUUU